Messenger RNA from Zea mays, 2510 nucleotides. RefSeq names its product Hydroxyproline-rich glycoprotein family protein. The record is from RefSeq and is a predicted model, not a curated record. Lineage: Eukaryota; Viridiplantae; Streptophyta; Magnoliopsida; Poales; Poaceae. The transcript has 3 exons. The coding region runs from base 630 to 2225 and encodes 531 amino acids.
AGCACCCCGAACAAAGCGGUCAUCGGAAACCGAUCACAUCUCGCCCAGACACCACACAGCAGCAGGACUGCAUGAGCAGCAGAGGGCAGAGCACGGGCACGGCCGUCCGCAACGCAAGGUAUCCUUCGGUCGGUUCUCAUCCCCAUCCCCGGCCACCCCUAUCCACCGCUGCACCGCCACCCCCACCCCGCCCACGCCAGAUUUCGCCAGAUCUCAGGCCACAUGUGGACGGGCUCCGCCGAGAGCUGAAGCAAAGAGCUUGGCAUUAUCCGUCUCGCUCUCCGAGGUCCACCACGCUCGCUCUCCGCUUCCCCAGCCCCACCGCCAUUUUUAUCCCACUUGCUCGGCGCUGCCCCCAUUUUUAUUCCUCCCCGCGCCUCGAACCCCACCACGGUACCCACAGCUCUCGCCGCUAUAGCUCCGCCGCCGCUUUGCUUGCCUCCUCAGUUUUCACCCUCGCAGUCACGGACAUCUGGCUGUUUUUACAUUGGGACUCUGCUUUUUCCUGCCUGCAACAGCGACUCCUCUUUCCCCGCCUCUUCCUCCUCCCGCUUCGGAUUCCCAACCCCCCCGCUCAGGCCUCUUCCCUUCACAGCACCAACCCAAAACCCUAGCCGCAACGCCUACGCAUGGCUUCCCCCGCGCGCCCCGCCGCCACCUCCGUCUCCGGCGCCUUCGGCCUUCCCCCCGACGCGCGCUGCUCCUACGACCAGCCCCGCCGCCGCGAGGACGAGAGGAUGGUGCAGACGUUCGUGGCCGCCUACGCGCAGCCGCCGCCGCAUCAGGACGGCUUCUACCCAAAGGAAGCCGUGAUGGCGGCCGUGGAGGAGUGCAUGCGGAAGCAGGCCGACGCGCUGCUGCACUCGCUCGACGGCAUCGGGGGCAGGCUUUCGCAGCUCGAGCUCUACUGCUACAAGCUCGAGAGGUCCAUCGGGGAACUGCGCAGCGACGUCAUGGACUACCACAGCGAGAGCACCACCAACUUCAGAUGCAUCGACAAGAACCUCGGACAGGUCCACAAAUCCUUGCAGGUUCUUCAGGAUAGGCAGGACUUGGCUGAAACUCCAAAAGAACUCAGCAAACUUCAAAUAGCACAUGAGGCACCCUCUCAUCAGAAGGGUGAGGCCACCGGUUUUCCCAUGCUUGCGCCAAGGGAAAAUGACCACAUCACACAAGCUCCAAAACAUGAGGUUGCCCUUUUGCGACUUCACCAAGUUAAUGGGAUGCAGUCCCCUGCCGUGCAGGUCCAAACCAGCGGUGGCUUUGUUCUGCAGCACCUGGUGCCUGUCUCUUUGAGCACGCAGCAUGAUCAGCAGCAAUUGAACCAGGCUCCUGUGUACUAUGUGCAAAGCCAGGAUCAUGCUAAAUCCACAGAGAGCAAGGCGUUGGAACCUUUGGUUCAAGGUGUGCAGCCACUUGUCCACAACCCUGAAGUCAUGGCUCAAGUUGAGCUACCUCAGAAACCUAAUCAAGCAACUGAAUUGUACCCUCAACCUCAGAAUCACAGACUACAGAUGCCUACCCAGCAGGUUGAUUCGCAUACAUGGCAUCCCCAACAGCCCAUGGUGCAACAGCACCAAUACAUUAUCCAACAAGUUUCACGACACAUGGCUCAACAGCAGUCCUCGUCUCCUCAUUCUCAGAGUGCUCAAGCCACACCCUUGUUUCCUCCAUUCAGCUCCCCGAAGCCUGCUAGUUCUAACACUGAUCCAAUUACAAGAAGUAUGGCUGGGCAACCUCCAUACUCUUCAUCGCAGCAGCAGCAUGAAGUCGCCCAUUCAUUUUAUGGCCAAGGCAAUACAAUAUUGGUUCCUGUAGCUGAUCAUAAUGCUCAGCAUCAGCAAUCGCAAUCAGUGCAGCUACACAGCCAGGGCACCUGUCUACCUCAACCAAGCAAGCCCAGUCACUGCAGUGUUGCAUCCUAUGCUGUUCAAGGAAAUGGUCAGACCUACAGCUCCACAUACAAGAACCCUUCUAACUGCCCUGCAACUGUCGUAGCUCUUCUGCCUCAGCCUCCAGCUACUGCUUCUAUGGCGUAUCAUCCCUUGGGACCACAGGUCGUGCACAAUCAUCCAUUUGGAAAUAUGGUUGAAACGGCUAGUGUGGUAGGGUAUUCACGGGACCAAGGUGAGAUACUCCCAGUGGUGACUGCAGUACAACCCGUGAUGGUUGAUAAGCUUAAUGCUGGCAGCAACGUAACAUCCCCUCGUGAAUGGUCAGCAUAGUGGACGAUGUGCCAUCGUACACUUCACUGCUUCCACAACUUACUACUGCACAUAUUGCAGUUGGAAGCUCAUCAGGUCUAUUUUAUCUGGCUCCUUUUUUUCCAUCAGCCAGCAGAUUAGAAUAGAUCCUUCUACCUUUUUCAGCUGAAGGUCAGUAUGAAAUAAGAAAAGUAGGUUAGCUGAGUGAUCACUGUUGGCAUAUGUCCUCACUUUUAAUGGGCAUAUCUUCUUGUAACCGGUUGCGAACUUAUAUGCCUUAUAUGAAUACAUGAUGGGUUUACAUCA